Aspergillus luchuensis is the source of this 1947-nucleotide messenger RNA. RefSeq names its product Zn(II)2Cys6 transcription factor. The transcript has 8 exons. Gene Ontology annotation, biological process: DNA-templated transcription; regulation of DNA-templated transcription. The record is from RefSeq and is a predicted model, not a curated record. Lineage: Eukaryota; Fungi; Ascomycota; Eurotiomycetes; Eurotiales; Aspergillaceae. The coding region runs from base 1 to 1947 and encodes 648 amino acids. Gene Ontology annotation, molecular function: DNA binding; zinc ion binding; DNA-binding transcription factor activity, RNA polymerase II-specific.
AUGUCGAGUCACGCCAGUCGGAGGCGUGUCGCAAUUGCUUGUAAUUCCUGUCGUAUCAAGAGAACACGGUGUGACGGUCAGUUCCCCACAUGUUCAAGAUGUUUCGAAACUGUCAGUGAGUGCACGUACGACCAUCGAUCAGACCGGCGCAAACCGCCGAGUAAGAGGUAUGUUGAGGCAUUACUUUCCCGCAUUGGGGUCCUGGAACGCAGGCUAUAUCAGCUGCAAUCCUCAGAUGCUCGACACAUUCAGGCGGUUCCAGUCCCACAAAGUAAUAUUGUGACCGGCGGAGAAGUCACGCAGCCAGCAUUGGUAACGUCCUCGGAAACAAGUGAUCUCAUCCGUGAUUUGACUCAGCUAUACGGUCAUCUUGACAUUGCUGAGGAUGGGCAUCUUCGCUAUUUCGGGGCACCUAGUUAUUUCAACCUCCUCCGCCGCUCCCAGUAUCACCCGAGGAUGACCGACAGUGCGAGUGAUUCUUCCGAUUCGAAGGAUGAGUACCACGAGAUCUCCUCUGGUCUAACGGCGGACGUGCAAAGUGAAUUGCUAGCUCAUUUCUGGACCUGGCAGAAUUCCUGGCAGUAUUUGGUGCACAAACGAAAGUUUUGCGAUGCUAUUGCAAAUGGUGUUUAUGAUACCUACUGCACUCCUCUGCUACUACAAUGUGUCUUGGCCCUCGCCGCUCGAUACUCGGAUCGAGUAGAAGUUCGAGAUUCGCCGGAUAUGCCAGAGACGGCUGGUAAUGCGUUGGCGGAACAGGCGAAGGCCAUCCUACAUUUUGAAAUGGAAAGCCCGACCACCUCGACCGUAGCCUCGCUUGCAAUUCUUGCUCUGAGGGAAAUGUCUGUCAAUAAGGAAGCUCUGGGGUGGACAUAUGUGGGGAUGGCGAUUCGGAUUGCUUAUAAUCUCGGCUUGAAUCACGACUGUGCCGCCUGGGUCGAACAAGGGAAGAUCACUGAAGACGAGGCAGAGAUCAGGAAGAUCACCUGGUGGGGAUGCUUUUUGCUAGACAAGCUUUUUGUCGUAGCACUCGGUCGUACAGGGAUGAUUUCACAACGAGACAUAUCUGUGUCAAAACCAUCACUACUCCCGGAGAUGGAAUAUCACUCUUGGAUGAGCGACGGGCCCAUUACAGGCAUUUCCAUCCCCGUGUCCCACUCUGUUUCGAACAUGAAUAACACUUGCGAAAUAUUCGAGAUUGCGUGCCCUGCGCUAGAAGAGAUGUAUGCCCCCAACAGUCGUCUGAGCUUAUCUGAAAAGGAAGCUAUGGCAACGAAAACGUAUGUGGAGAUCAGUCAUUUUUAUGACCACCUUCCCGGAAUCCUGAAACUUCCAGCAUCGGCUAAAACUGCCCGGCCGGCACAUGUUUAUUCACUUCAUCUGCAAUAUUACGUUAUCGUGAUUCUGCUUCAUCGCCCAUUUCUUCGAGAUAACGACCGAGACUCACUAGAGGGUUACAAUAAGCUUUGCUGGGAUGCCGCCGGGCAGGUCACAGCCAUCAUGAGAGCUUACCGCGCACACUACUCACUUAGACGAAUUCCAAUCUCUACAAUCCAUGUAGUUGGAACGGCGUCCAUCAUCCACUUGCUCGUGGCCACGUCACAGAAAGGCACUAUUGCUCAAACAGCGGCAAGAUUGCUCAAAUUCAACAUCGCAUGUCUGCAUGAAAUGUCUCAAGCUUGGACCUGGAGUUUAAGAGCCAUCAGAUCCCUCCAAAUUCUAGCGGAAGAUUGGUUGGAGCUGGCUAAGCCACAGACACGUCAUUCCACUUGUGCAGAACUUCCCGCUUCUCCCAGUCAGCAAAAUCCGGAGGAUUUUGAAAGUGAAGUAUUGGAGUGGCUAACGGAUAUUGAAAAUAUCUCGCGCCAUCCGACUAGGUCGUUGGUGCUUGACCAUUAUUCAUGGCCUAUGGGAUUCUUCCGAUUUGAUCCAUCAUCCAAAGGCUGA